UGGCAUGCCGCUGUAAUGGUGUAGCAUUCUGUAUCUGUCACAGAGUCAUAAUCGGGCUAAAAGCAAGAAUUCUCCCUUGGUAUUCACAUCCCAGCCCAUCAUGGCACCGACACAGCAGAAGCUCUGGGUAAACGUGUAUUAAACAGAGGAAACAGCAGGACCUGGCUGAUUGUCACUUGGAAUCCACGCCAUGCCCAGCACUGGCCUUCCUCCGGGUCUCUCACCUUAAGGACUUGGACUCGCAAGAUGAGGUGAAGGACAACAUUUCAAGAGAAACACAGCAACAUCAUGACCAAGAACAAAGAACUUGCUGUCAGAAUCGUUUGCUUCAUGUGUAUCGUGACCAUGAUAGCUGCAGCAACAAACCAGUUCUGUAAUGAAAGUGGGCUUUCAGUAUGCAGGUCAAAUAUAGGCCUUACUCGCAUUCCAAAAGACCUGUCGCCAGUUAUCGAAGACUUAGAUGUGUCUCAAAAUGACAUAACUGAGCUUCAAGCCUCUGACCUCAGCUUUCUGUCAAGGCUGAAAGUUUUAAGAGUUUCCUAUAAUAGAAUCCAGCAACUUGACCUUAGCGUUUUCAAGUUCAACCAUGAUUUGGAAUAUUUGGACUUGUCUCAUAAUCAGUUGAGAAGGAUAUCCUGCUAUGCUCUUAUGAGCUGCAAGCACUUAGACCUCUCAUUCAAUGACUUUGAUGCUCUGCCCAUCUGUGAGGAAUUCGGCAACUUGACCCAACUCAGUUUCUUGGGAUUAAGUGCUAGAAAGUUACAACAAUUAGAUCUGCUUCCAAUUGCACACUUACAUCUAAGUUACAUCCUUCUGGAGUUAGGAGGUUAUUAUGUGAAAGAGAAUGGAAGAGAAAGUCUUCAAAUUCUGAAUACAAAAACACUUCACCUUGUUUUUCACCCCAAUACUUUAUUCUUCGUCCAGGUGAAUAUAUCAGUUAAUACUUUAGGGUGCUUACAGCUGACUAAUAUCAAACUGAAUGAUAAAAACUGUGAUGUUUUCAUUGAAUUUUUGUCAGAACUCACUAGAGGUCCAACCUUACUGAAUGUUACCCUCUAUCACAUAGAAACCACUUGGAAAUGCUUGGUUAGCAUUUUUCAGUUCCUUUGGCCCAAACCCGUGGAAUAUCUCAAUAUUUACAAUUUAACAAUAAUUGAAGACAUCCAAAAAGAAAAUUUUACUUAUUCUAAAACGACAUUGAAAGCAUUGACAAUAGAACACGUUAAAAACCGAGUGUUUAUCUUUUCACAGACAGUAUUAUACCGAGUGUUUUCUGAGAUGAACAUUGUCAUGUUAACCAUAUCGGAUACUCCUUUCAUACACAUGCUUUGUCCUCAGGCGCCAAGCACGUUCAAGUUUUUGAACUUCACCAGAAAUGUUUUCACAGACAGCAUUUUUCAAAAGUGUUCCACAUUAGUUAGAUUAGAGACACUUAUCCUUCAAAAGAAUGGAUUGAAAGACCUUUACAAAGUAGGUCUCAUGACUAAGGAUAUGCCAUCUUUGGAAAUACUAGACGUUAGCUGGAAUUCUUUGGAAUCUGAUGGACUCGAGGGAAAUUGCCUCUGGGUGGAGAGUAUCGUGAUGUUAGAUUUGUCUUCAAAUAUGCUUACAGAUUCUGUUUUCAGUUGCUUACCUCCCAGGGUCAAGGUACUCGAUCUUCACAAGAACAGAAUACAGAGCAUUCCUAAGGGAGUCAUGCAACUGGAGUCUUUGCAAGAACUCAACGUUGCUUUCAAUUCUUUAGCUGACCUUCCUGGAUGCAGUACCUUCAGCAGCCUUUCUGUCCUCACCCUUGACCAUAACGUGGUUUCCCACCCAUCAGCUGAUUUCUUCCAGAGCUGCCAGAAGAUUAGAUCACUAAAGGCAGGGAACAACCCAUUCCAGUGUACAUGCGAGCUAAGGGAAUUUAUCAAAAACAUAGGCCAAGUACCAAGAGGGGUGGUGGAGGACUGGCCUGAUUCUUACAAGUGUGACUACCCAGAAAGCUAUAAGGGCACUCCACUGAAGGACUUCCAUCCGUCUCAGUUAUCCUGCAACACAGUUCUGCUGAUUGUCACUGUUGGGGCCACCAUGCUGCUGCUGGCUGUGACCAUGACCCUCCUCUGCAUCUACUUGGACUUGCCCUGGUAUCUCAGGAUGAUGUUUCAGUGGACCCAGACCCGGCGCAGGGCCAGGAACUUGCCCUUAGAGGAACUCCAAAGAACUCUCCAGUUCCAUGCUUUUAUUUCAUACAGUGGGCAUGAUUCUGCCUGGGUGAAGAACGAAUUGGUACCAAACCUAGAAAAAGAAGAUGUACGGAUUUGCCUCCACGAGAGAAACUUUGUUCCCGGCAAGAGCAUCGUGGAGAAUAUCGUCAACUGCAUUGAGAAGAGCUACAAGUCCAUCUUUGUUCUGUCCCCCAACUUUGUCCAGAGUGAGUGGUGCCAUUAUGAGCUCUACUUUGCCCACCACAAUCUCUUCCAUGCAGGAUCUGAUAACUUAAUCCUGAUCUUGCUGGAACCCAUUCCCCAGAACAGCAUUCCCAACAAAUACCACAAGCUGAGGGCUCUCAUGACACAGAGGACAUACUUGGAAUGGCCCAAGGAGAAGAGCAAACGUGGACUUUUUUGGGCUAACAUUAGAGCUGCUUUUAAUAUGAAAUUAACACUAGGCACUGAAAACAAGGAUGAAAAAACUUAAACAGAAAGGGAGCUCAACUUAAGAAACCAUCACUGACAUGGAUUCCGAUGACUACUAUGGUUUUAAGUUCUCAUCUAGAGAUCCUUCUAGCCUUCAGGAAAGACUUAAUGUAACCGUGUUUCAACUGAGCUGAGGAAUUAGGCUGGCAUGAGGUGGUGCUAAACCUGCCCAUCUCUUUCAGUUUAACCAUUCUUUUUCUCACUAUCCUUUGUAAGGAAAUGCUCAACCAUUCAAGGGUUCUAUUUUCAAAUAGUUCUGAAAAACUAAUUUUUCAGGCCAGUCAGUGGUCUGUUGGUUAAGGCAGCUGGAUCUCACAUGGCUGAUAACUAUAUAGUUCAAGUCCUGGACCUGUCAACUAGAAGAACACAUCAGGUGUGUGUGCAUGUGUGCUCAAAAUCCUGAGAGGAGAAUGGUGAAGGGAUUUCAGUGUGCCCAUCCCCUUGGGAGUACUUUUUCACCCACCCAGCUCCCAACCACCAUGACAAGUGCAUGUGCCCUACAGCAAUAUUGUUUUUAAAGUAUUUUUUCACAUUUGCGUAGUAGUUUAGUUUUUGACCCUGUAACAGGAUCCUGAAGGCUAGGGGCACCUCCAGAAAGGACCUUGUAAAUUAUGUAUUAACCAAUAGGGGCUUAUGACAUAAUGUUGGUAUUUAAAGGGAAAUACAGCCUUAGUCAAAGGCUGUUGAGAUGAAAGACAUUGAUUAACCCAUUUGCCAAAGAAACCCAAAUGUAUUUAUAACUUGAUAUUUAAUGAGACUUUAUGGUUGUCUUGGAA
Molecule: messenger RNA, 3454 nt
Organism: Tupaia belangeri chinensis (Chinese tree shrew)
Lineage: Eukaryota; Metazoa; Chordata; Mammalia; Scandentia; Tupaiidae
Gene: TLR6
Product: toll like receptor 6
Exons: 2
Coding region: 289-2679 (796 amino acids)
Biological process (GO): cellular response to diacyl bacterial lipopeptide; immune response; toll-like receptor signaling pathway
Cellular component (GO): Toll-like receptor 2-Toll-like receptor 6 protein complex; plasma membrane
Molecular function (GO): Toll-like receptor 2 binding; transmembrane signaling receptor activity; lipopeptide binding
Source: RefSeq, a predicted model, not a curated record